Molecule: messenger RNA, 3180 nt
Organism: Prunus mume (Japanese apricot)
Lineage: Eukaryota; Viridiplantae; Streptophyta; Magnoliopsida; Rosales; Rosaceae
Source: RefSeq, a predicted model, not a curated record
AUGUCUCUCUCCCUCUCUCUGUUCCCGCCCGCCCGACGCAUCCCCCCCGCCGUUGCCCCCCGCCAGUGGCCGCCGCCCGAACGCCGCGCCUCCAAUGCGCCCGCGGACCACCGAGACUUCUCCGACCGUGACUGGGUCUUCCCUUCCUUCGUCGUCCCACAGAACACUUCCAAACGCGGCAAGAAGCUCGCCUCCUCUGAUUCGCGUACGGCUGCGGCGCAUGGUAAGCUUGUCGACGCGUCGCACCGGAUCGCGUCCCAUUCUCCGCCUGCUGCGUCGGUGCCGAAGCCGGAGGCUGAGAGGAAGAAAUUGAAGGUGGUGCCAAGUGGAGCUCCGGUUUCUUCUUCGAGUGAGUUGACUCGGCCGAGUUCGAGGCGGCCUGGGGAACUUAAACGUUAUUUGUUACUAGUUGUGCUCACUUUCACUUGUGUAUUAUCUGUAACUUAUGUAUUUUAUCUGCGGCACAGAGUUGCACAACUUGAGGAAUGGUGUACCGAAAAAGAUAUCGAUUCAAAUAGCAGCUUUAGUCUUUUUCUGGCUGAGAAGACUCCCCUUUUUUUCCAUUUUGCUAAUGCUGAAAGAAGAACUGUUGCUUUGUAUGCUGUGGUCAUUAUUCUUACUAUGCCAUUUGUAUUGUACAAACAUCUUGAUUAUCUUUCCCAAAUAAGGAAUCUCUCAAAAAGGUUGAAGAGUAACAAUGAGGAGGUUCCCAUAAAGAAGAGGAUUGCAUAUAUGGUGGAUGUGUGUUUCUCUGUCUAUCCAUAUGCGAAACUGCUUGCGCUUCUGUUUGCUACAAUAUUUCUUAUAGUGUUUGGUGGAUUGGCAUUGUAUGCAGUCAAUAAAAAUAGCUUUGCUGAAGCUCUUUGGCUCUCAUGGACUUUUGUUGCUGAUUCUGGAAACCAUGCUGACACAGAAGGCCUUGGGCCAAGGAUAGUUUCUGUCUCUAUAAGUUCAGGAGGCAUGCUAAUAUUUGCAAUGAUGCUUGGGCUUGUUUCUGAUGCUAUAUCAGAGAAGGUUGAUUCACUGCGGAAAGGGAAGAGUGAAGUCAUUGAAAUGAACCACAUCCUAAUUCUUGGAUGGAGUGACAAACUGGGUUCACUUCUAAAGCAGCUAGCAAUAGCAAACAAGAGUGUUGGUGGUGGUGUUGUUGUUGUACUUGCUGAAAGAGACAAGGAGGAAAUGGAGCUGGAUAUAGCAAAGCUUGAAUUUGACUUCAUGGGGACCUCUGUUAUAUGCAGAAGUGGCAGCCCUCUUAUACUCGCUGACCUGAAGAAGGUCUCAGUUUCAAAGGCACGUGCUAUCAUUGUAUUGGCAUCUGAUGAAAAUGCAGAUCAGAGUGAUGCACGUGCUUUGAGGGUUGUGCUCAGCCUAACUGGGGUGAAAGAGGGUUUGAGGGGUCAUAUUGUUGUAGAGAUGAGUGACCUUGACAAUGAGCCUCUGGUGAAGCUUGUUGGAGGAGAACUCAUAGAAACAGUUGUAGCACAUGAUGUGAUUGGAAGGCUGAUGAUACAGUGUGCUCUGCAGCCUGGUCUUGCACAGAUAUGGGAGGACAUAUUGGGGUUUGAGAAUGCUGAGUUUUACAUCAAAAGGUGGCCUCAAUUGGAUGGUCUUCGUUUUGAAAAUGUGCUUAUUUCAUUUCCUGAUGCAAUUCCUUGUGGAAUUAAGGUUGCUGCAGAUGGUGGGAAGAUAAUCUUAAAUCCAGAUGAUAAUUAUGUUCUGAAAGAUGGGGAUGAGGUUCUGGUUAUAGCAGAAGAUGAUGACACUUAUGCUCCAUGCCCCUGUCCAGAGGUAUGCGCAGGCUCUUGUCCAAAGACAGUUGAACCUCCCAAAUACCCCGAGAAGAUAUUGUUCUGUGGCUGGCGUCGUGACAUAGACGAUAUGAUUAUGGUUCUAGAGGCAUUCUUGCCUCCAGGUUCAGAACUUUGGAUGUUCAAUGAAGUUCCUGUAAUAGAAAGAGAUAGGAAACUUACAGAUGGUGGACUGGAUGUUUCUAGAUUGGAGAACAUAAAGCUUGUCCACAAAGAAGGAAAUGCUGUGAUCAAACGGCAUUUAGAGAGUCUUCCUCUGGAGACUUUUGAUUCUAUAUUAAUUCUUGCAGAUGAAUCACUAGAGGACUCUGUUGUUCAUUCUGACUCAAGAUCCCUUGCCACUCUUCUCCUUAUACGAGAUAUACAGUCAAAGCGUCUCCCUGACAAAGAUACAAAGCCAACUUCUUUACGGUUGUCUGCAUUUUCACACAGCUCUUGGAUCCGUGAAAUGCAGCAAGCUUCAGACAAAUCAAUAAUAAUUAGUGAAAUUCUGGAUUCUAGGACUAGAAACUUGGUCUCGGUGUCUAGAAUCAGUGAUUAUGUGCUAUCAAAUGAACUGGUUAGUAUGGCGCUGGCAAUGGUGGCUGAAGACAAGCAAAUCAAUCGUGUCCUUGAGGAGCUAUUUGCUGAACAGGGGAAUGAGAUGUGCAUAAAACCAGCAGAACUCUAUUUAUAUGACCAGGAAGAACUCUGCUUUUAUGAUAUAAUGCUUAGGGGUCGUCAAAGGCAGGAAAUCGUGAUUGGAUAUCGGCUUGCAAACACAGAGCGGGCCAUAAUUAACCCAUCACUGAAGUCAGAACGAAGAAAAUGGUCCCAUGAUGACGUUUUUGUGGUCAUCUCCGUAAGUGAAUGAACCUAAUUUAACAAAGGAGUGUUAAACUGGUCUACGCUUGACAUCUGCAGUAAUCAGGAGUUGCCCUUCUUUCCCCUCCCCAACCUCACUAAUAUUACCAGUACAUACUGAGAAAUAUUUUGUAUUCAUUGGGGAAGCGGAUUCGGUCAUGAUUCCGGGAAAGUGCCAGUUCUUGCUGAAGAGGAUGACAUCCCUUCCCACCUGAAAAGGUAGUUGUAUCAAUGGGCGAAUGGUGACUUAAAUCAGAAUAUGAAGUUAGUUGGCUGGAUGAUGGGCAUUCAUGUUGUACAAUUCUAAAUAUUUCUUGUUUAAAAAUGAGUAUAUUCUUAUUGUGAUGGAAAAUAUGUUUUAUGGAGAAAUUCCUGUGAACCCCGAGGUUGAAUUACUUUGUAAGAUCCUUCUGACAUGUGACAUUUGAUUAAAUUAGGAUUUUGUAAAUUCAAUUAAGUUUGACGCCGAAAGUGAGAAUUCGAUUCAUUACAAAAUUUAUGUAAAAAUGAUGUUUAUGUUCUUGGAUAA